Suillus paluster is the source of this 609-nucleotide messenger RNA. RefSeq lists its product as uncharacterized. The coding region runs from base 1 to 609 and encodes 202 amino acids. The transcript has a single exon. NCBI's taxonomy places the organism in Eukaryota, Fungi, Basidiomycota, Agaricomycetes, Boletales, Suillaceae. The record is from RefSeq and is a predicted model, not a curated record.
AUGUCAGCCCACCUGGUUGAAAAUAAACACACCAGCCAUGGCAUUGAGGAUGACCUGGAGUCUAGUCUUUACAUUGUUUUGUGGGUUGCCUUACUGUGCUCGAAGACUCACUUAACCAUCCCUGCACGAUCAUUACUCAUGAAGCAGGUCUUCAAAGUUGAUGAAUUGGAGGGGGUUGGAUCAACCACAAAAUUGACUUUUCUCAACUCGAGAACACAAUUUGGGGUCAAUGUAUUUGUUGACCGCAAACUGCUCAACAGGCUUAUCCUUGCACUUGCCGAGCUCUUUAUGCUUUGGUAUACUGUGGUAACUCAGGAGGAGCAGAAUGCCUGUGAUGUAACAUGUGCAUACAUGGAGGAGCAGAAGGCUUGUGAUCAAGGAUGCGCAGACGUGGAAGAGCAAGCUUGUGAUCAAGCAUGCACAGACAUGGAGGAGUCAGAACCACCAGGGACAGAACCAGAGACACAAGCAGAUACCUCUUAUAUGAACUACAUCAUGAAGCUCUUGAACACAAAUCCUGCUUACAAGUUGAAGAUGAACAUGGAGAUCUUGAGGUUGCACAACAAGAUCAUAAAAGUUUAUGAUUCUCACCUUCAAUUUGUAAAAUAG